AUUAUACUAAGAACACAAUAUUGUUUUGCAUUUGAAUCUCAGCUUCGUGUGAUAAAGUGCACAUUAAACUAGUGUCCCCAAAUAGAAAUCCAUCUCCAUUCACUGCACUUUUCCAUCUCGGUUAUAUUGCACACCUUUCAACACGACACAUUUUCAUCAAGCAGACACAACUCCCUUUGAAUUAAAGGCCUAAACCUAUUUGGCACCUCCCAUUUUAGAAGAGCUUUGCAAAAAGGGACCAGAAGAAGUUACCCAGUCAGUGAACGUCCAAACAAAGCAACACACUUAUAGACAGUUUGCAAGUUGAGCAGAACCCUGCUUUGGAGGCAAGUGAGUUUAUAUGUGAGAUGAUUUGGGCAUCGGUGCCUGGUGAUUUUGUCUAAUGGUUGACUUCUGAGUGAACUUGUCAUGCACACAACGCUUGAACAGCUCCAACAGAAUUACAUUUUUCGAGUCAUCUCGACCUUUAACUGUGUUGCCUCUCUCUUGCAAACUCCACCAGACUGAGAUCUUUUUCGGUGUCUGAAAUUGUUGUUGACAGCCUGUGGCAAGCACUUCAUCAUCAAAACAAAGAAUGGCCUCCUGCGCAGCUUUGUAAUCCGAACUUUGAUCGACAGAUGAAGCAUUAAAAAGUAUAAAACAGUCAUUCAACUCUUUCCAAUUAAAAGAAUCAGUACUGUCAUUUUCUGUUUGACAGCCUCUACAAAUGAAGCCUUGUUAACAAGCUUAAAAUAGUGACCAGAAAAUUACGUAUUGCAGUAUGUUUAGUUUUUGAUCCCAGACUCUAGCCACUAAUUAAAAUAAGAAUUGCCUUUAGCUGUAUAUGUCAUGCAUACACACAGCCACAAAACUUUACCUCUGAAUUCGACCCAUCACAGCAGUAAAAACCGCACACACAGUUAGUGCCACACACUGAAGUGGGAGGAGAAGUUCGGGGUAUCACUGCCUUGCUCAAGGACACCGCAGUCGCGUUUCACCAGCAGUGUUGUGGGUGGAUUGUUUUGAACAAGUGUCGACACGGAGGCAAGCAAUCUAAUCUACUUGGCCACCACUGCCCAAUUGUUUCCCAAGACAAAUUGUUAUGUUAUAUGGACCAAAACUCUGAAUUGAUCAGCUGAAAGGUUUGCUUAAAAUUAGUUGGGAGAAUAAAAACAAAACAACAACAGCCCACUAUUCUUUCAUAGCCUGGUACUAUGAGUUAGCAUCCCUGAUUGAGCGUAAACUAAUGAUGACCAAUGAGUUUACUGUUAUUUUUUAUCGUGUUGCAAGUAGUGCCUUCAAGAAAGAACAUUGACUAACCACCUGUAGCACACACGACGCACUCAAAUAAGAGUCAAGCCAUUGUUUUCUCCCAGUACCACCACCUCAUAAAUUCUCCGACAUGACAUUCACUGCUCUGAACUUGAGUGUUAAACCUAAGACUUCGUGGUGCGGAUCUAAAACGAUUGAUUCACAGCUGCUGACUUAAAGUGGCCCAUAAAAUUUGGAAUAUGGACACGCAAAUCAUUCAACUUGACCAUUUUAUAACCAGAGUAUCGCAAGUGCUUUGACAUAGUUGAGCAAGCGAGGCCAGUCCGGUGAUUAUGAAUCAAGGCUGAAAAGUAACCAAGUGAACAUUUCAUCCUGUUGCCAAUAUGAUGUUCACAUAUUGGAAAGCUUUGCAGGCGAGGCUGUGCGUCACGCCACUCUCUAUUAGGUGCUAUUUUGGUCCUACCCUGGAAGACAUUCAUCCAGCAUCUACCCACCCUGACAGCAUCCAAUAAACCCACCACUCCCAUUCAUCUCCACACCCACGACAAACCACCCCCACCCACCUUUUCCUCUCUCUCACUCCCCAUCUCUCGAUCGCUCUCUCUCUUUUUCUCACUCACACACACACACACACACACGUAUUUCCCACUCACACACACACACACACACACGUAUUUCCCACAGAUGUGCGAGGGAUUUGGAGACUUCAAAACACUGUAAGAUAAUCGAGCCUGGACUUUCAACACCAGCGCAAGGUGAAAUAUAACUUCCGUCCAUCAGGCAACUUUGAUACAAUUUUGGAACCUCCUUAUUCCUGCUUUUGGCUGUGGGCAUCAACUCGUUCAUAUUCCUUGAAAGAAAAAGUAGUUUUCUCAAUGAGCACUUGAAGACACGGACCAAGAUGACCAUCCAUGUUGAGGGUAUAGUGGCCAUUGUGGUUUUUUAUCUGGUGAUUCUCUUCGUGGGCAUUUGGGCGGCGUGGAAGAACAAGAAUUCCGGAGUGGGUGAUGGCGGCGACCGGAGCGAGAGGAUCAUGGUCGGUGGCCGGGACAUUGGUUUGUUUGUGGGUGUAUUCACAAUGACCGCUACUUGGGUGGGUGGAGGCUACAUCAAUGGGACAGCUGAGUAUGUCUACUUGCCUGACUAUGGCUUGGCUUGGGCCCAAGCACCCUUCGGCUACGCUCUCAGCCUUGUUCUAGGUGGUCUUUUUUUUGCCAAACCCAUGCGAUCCCGUGGCUAUGUCACAAUGCUGGAUCCUUUCCAACAGCUCUAUGGAAAGAGGAUGGGGGGUCUGCUUUUCAUCCCUGCUGUCAUGGGUGAAAUCUUCUGGUCUGCAGCCAUUUUAUCUGCCUUGGGGGCCACUCUGAGUGUGAUCGUGGACAUAAACAUCAACAUGUCAGUUGUGAUCUCAGCCCUGAUUGCGAUCUUCUACACUCUUGUGGGAGGACUCUACUCUGUUGCUUACACAGACGUAGUUCAACUCUUCUGCAUCUUUGUGGGUUUGUGGAUCAGUGUGCCUUUUGCAUUGUCCAAUCCUGCCGUGUCCGACAUCAGCGUGACAGCCAAGGAGGCAAUCCACCAGUCACCCUGGCUGGGGAAAAUUGACCCUGAAGACAAAUGGCUCUGGGCAGAUAAUUUCUGUUUGCUGAUGUUGGGGGGGAUUCCCUGGCAGGUCUAUUUUCAACGGGUUCUUUCUGCCUCUUCAGCUACCUACGCCCAGGUCCUUUCCUUCCUCGCUGCUUUCGGCUGUUUGGUCAUGGCAGUUCCUUCCAUCCUCAUAGGAGCUAUAGGGGCAUCCACUGACUGGAACCAGACGUCUUAUGGGGCCCUCCCUCCAAAGGAUAAAGACGAAUCCGACAUGAUCCUCCCCAUUGUGCUUCAGCACCUCUGCCCACCUUACAUCUCCUUCUUUGGCCUGGGAGCAGUGUCAGCUGCCGUCAUGUCAUCCGCAGAUUCCUCCAUUCUCUCAGCCAGCUCCAUGUUUGCCAGGAACAUCUAUCAACUUGCAUUUCGUCAGUCGGCUUCGGAUCGGGAGAUUGUCUGGGUGAUGCGUCUCACUAUCUUCGUGUUCGGAGCCCUUGCCACAGCCAUGGCUUUGUUAACGGGAACAGUAUAUGGCCUGUGGUACCUGAGCUCGGACCUGGUCUAUGUCAUAGUCUUUCCCCAACUGCUCAGCGUCCUUUUCGUCAAAGGAACAAAUACCUACGGCUCAGUGGCUGCCUACGUCUUUGGACUUUUGCUCCGAAUUGGUGGAGGCGAACCCUAUUUAAAACUUCCUCCUUUCAUCUAUUACCCUGGAUGGGUGAUCCAGGAGAAGAUUCACCACCUCACCGGUGAUGUCGAGUAUUUUGUCCAGCAGAGGUUCCCAUUCAAGACAGUGGCCAUGGUGGCAUCCUUUUUGGCAAAUGUGGUAUUUUCCUACCUGACAAAGUACAUAUUCGAAAGUGGCACGCUGUCACAUAAGUAUGACUUCUUUGAUGCUGUGGUCUCCAAACACAGCAAGGAGAUCAUGGACAAGGCCACACUGGUGAGCCAUGAUAAUAUCAUCCUCUCAGAGAUGACGCCCGUCAAACAAGCACUCGGUGCAUCCCUCGCAGCGACCUUCACCAACAGAGAGGUCCUAAGCAAUGAUGAAGUGUCAAGUCCUGAGGAGUUUCAAGAUGAAAAUUAGGCAGUCAAUGGCACAACACAAAGAAAACUCACUACUGCCACACUAGGAUUCAAACCAAUAGAGAUCUACGACGGCUUCCACGUGACCCUACAUAUUUUAUUUGAUGCUAAUAAUGUUAGGGUUCCAAAAGUCAAGAAUGUUUCCACGACUAGUUGGAACGCUUCAAAGGUAAGAACUGAGGAAUUGGAUAUUGGAACAAUCUUCUGGGUCUACAAUUCCAAUGGCCAAAUGGCCAAUUUCAGUGUAAAUGAAGGGUGUUGUUUUGCUGUCUGUAAUCCUAUUGUGUGUAGCAGAGAAUAUUCCAUGAAUCAAAAUGUAUUGUGCAAACCGAAUGAUCGGUUUUCUCCUCAUGAGCUCAAGCUUCAAGUGUGGUGGCUACCAAUCAUGAAGGAUCCUUACUUGACUUUGGAACAUUUAAUGCCUCCUCCGUUUGAGUAUUCCAUCCUUCCAACCGGAAAGGUGGCUGUUGACCAAUUGAGUCAAGCAUUGUGUUUUAAGGGAUAUUAAGACUAAGAUUAAGAUAUCCUUUAUUUGUCCCACACUGAGGAAAUAUUCUCACUACAAUCAUAGUUAAGUGCCACUAUUUACAUGAGAUCAAAGGGAAUUUGACAUACUUAUUCUUCUAAUUUAGGUGGUUUUUGAGAAUAGUGCAAUACUAUACCAAGGAAAUGUCUCUUGUCUCUGUGGUGUGUAGACAAAGUGUGUCAGAAAAGUUCCGGGAGCCGUGUCACAAGAGCUAGAUUUCAAACCCAAACUAGUUUUCCUAUUCACCGUGGGCCAGAAGAUGAACCAGCAAGUCUACAAAGAGAUUCCAGGCGAUGCAAGAGUGGUGUCAAGCCAAUUCGUAGCUGCUUCACCACGGCAACGCACCUGCUUACAAUGCCAUCCAAAGGUUCCUGGCUCAGAGGAAUAUCUCCAUGCGGACUUACCUGACGUAGCUCCACGGAAUUUUUAUCUGCCCCCCCCCCCCCCCCCCCCCCCCCAGGCUCAAAGAGCUAGGAGUCAUUAAGGGGACCUGUUUUGAAAAUGUGGGCAGCAUCAAGCUGGCUGUGAUGUCAACUGUGGAGGAUCCCGGACCAAUCCUUCCAAGAGUGGAUGAACACGUGGCAAAGGCUGAGAAUGUGUUUUCGACUCCAUGGAGAUUACUUUGAAGGGGAAAACCAAGAUUGCAAUUUGAAAAUAUAUUUUGUGCCGCCAGUCCUGGAACUUUGAUGACACACGUAUUAUGUGUUUCUGUUGAGCAAGAGUAAAAUACAGUAAUGUGCAAAAGUGACAAGCAGCAUUAAUGUUUUGUUUUAUCAAUUUAAUACAGUAAUGACAACAGUGUAUAGCAUAGCUACAACGUCAAGUGCUUAUAAAAGGGUGAAAAAAGCUGCACGUCACAUUUGUGUUAAUUGUCCACCUGCUUGUUACUUUCAGAUUUGUGGCGUCUGGUGCCUUGGUGAUUCUGACUAUUGAUGACAUUGUUGGACAGAAAUUAAGUAAAUUCCUAUAUCCGUACCUUUCUGCGGAUGCAAUGGUUUCUUCCUUAGCACAUGCGCCGUACCUCUAUUAAGUGCUAUGAAUGUAGAAAUAUGAGUCCGACUUCUCUGCAUAAUCUGGCGAGCAAAGUUGUUCAACAGCAAAAAGAUUGCUGAUAAUUAAGAUAAUUAAAACAACAAUGCUUAGAGGUGGUCUAUAUCUAGCACAGUGCUGUACUUACAAUACGGUGUAUCAACUUGUCCUGAGUUCUAUUUGCAUAGACAAAGAGUAAGUUUAUGAAUAGAGCAAUAAUAUUUUUAGUAUUGGUAUCCAUGUUGUACAGAUAUACCAGUAUGUAAUACUAAACAUAUAAGUUAUAGUAGAUGGAUUUUACUUGUAUUCACAAUUAAGGUCUUAAAACACCAAACAUUACAUUUGCAGUAAAUCCUCAUCCAGACCUCAUGCAAACAAAUCGUAACCAAAGUAUAGUAGAUGGUUGUAUAUGAGAUACAUAUACGCCCCAAAUAAUGUCUAGUGUUCAACUUUUCUGUGAACGAAAUAUAAUGUAUGUUUUCCAAACAUUUCAGUUACGUGUUAACCACUGAAUCUCUAUGACACAAAUGAUGUCUGUAAUCAUCACAUGGUUUGACGUAUGCUACUAAAAUGUUUGUAAAUCCUCGCUAAAUAUCUACAUAUUGAAAAGAAUAGAGCAUCAGAAAGAUUAGUCUUCAUUAUAUGCAGUAUUUCAAUGUUGUAUUGUUGUUUUUUUUUGGGGGGGGGGGUGUUAGGACUCCUUGGAGGCUUGUGUACUUAUAAUUUGCUUAUAAAGCCCGGUUGCCAUAGAUUUGUGGCUAUAUUGAACAGGCCAAUAUAAUACUCUCCAACAACAAAGUUAACGAUGUAUUCAGUCAUACGAUACAAUAAUAUUGCUCAAUGCCCAAUAAAAUACUGCUUUAAUGAAGUGUAGUACAGCAGUCUAACCCCACCAAGCAUUAGGGAUCAAACAGACACACUGACAUUUUGUUUCCAAUUGCAGGGACUGACAGUCAUUUUUAAAAAAGAUGGAUAAAAACAAACAUCAAAGGUUAGGCUAAAAGUUGCAUUAAGGGCCAAAAUCAAAACAACGGGAUGAAAGAAUUGAAAAUUGAUGGGAUGAAGCAUGGAACCUCUUUGCAAUCACAGAGAGAUGAUUUUGUUAGUAACAUUAAAAAAAAGAUUGUGAUUAUGAACUGAUAUGUUGUACUCAAUCAGAAAUGCAUUGAGUGUGUGUGUGCGUGUGUGUGUGUGUGUGUUUGUGUAUAUAUAUACACACACACACACUCUCUCUCUCUAUAAUAACUGUCACUGAUGCUUGACAUUCGUUUGACCAGUCUGUUACUGCAGGUGGUUAGCUGAGAGAGGAAAAAGAUUGUUUGUCCUGUUGAAUUGUUUGUCAGCACUUGUCAUCAUUGAUCCAAACAGCCCAUCAAUUAGUCCUCGGGACACUUGUUUAAUGAUCUGACAAAAAGUCUUGAUCAAGGUGGAUUGUACAAGGUGGAACACACAAUAAUGUGUUGGAUUUACUUUUCUAUUACGAAGCAUCUGUAAUGUUUAAAAAAAAUGUUUUUUUUUUUUUUGUAAAUGCCAUCUGGUUUGUUGGGAGAAGAAUCAAGAAGUUAUUAUUUUGCAAUUGUUCCUGCUGUCAUUGUACGUCGCUUUGGUAUUUGUCUCCUGUGUUGUACUUUGCUGUUGUCUUCUUUGAAUAUUGUGUAGCCACUUUCAUCAGGUGGUAGCAAUGAUUGGGUGAGCAAUGUUACAUCUUUUUGGUAGUAGUAGUCAUAAGUGGUACUGUUGGCACAAUCCCAUCAUGUCUCUGAAAAUUAUAGGAUUGAACGCGCAAGAAAAAUUCGGCUUCUAUUGCUAGUCCUAUGCAAAGUCUGAAAAUGUCAAAAUUCAAGAAACAAAUUGAUUCCAUGUAAAAUGCAACACUGCUGAAUUUUUGUGUAAUGUGUUCUGUACACAGAAAAAUGAAAGUCUUGUGAAGCGCUGCAUAAAAGCUAUGUUUCUCGACGUUGAAUUAGAAAUGAAAAUUUAGCCAUGCACUUUGUAUAAAUGUAAAAUUGUGAGUAUAUGUUGUAGGAUUAAAUAAUUUUGCAGACUCAAAA
Messenger RNA from Hippocampus zosterae (dwarf seahorse), 7527 nucleotides. RefSeq names its product high-affinity choline transporter 1-like. NCBI's taxonomy places the organism in Eukaryota, Metazoa, Chordata, Actinopteri, Syngnathiformes, Syngnathidae. Bases 2153 to 3922 code for a protein of 589 amino acids. Gene Ontology annotation, cellular component: dendrite; perikaryon; synapse. The transcript is spliced from 9 exons. The record is from RefSeq and is a predicted model, not a curated record. Gene Ontology annotation, biological process: transmembrane transport; choline transport; acetylcholine biosynthetic process. Gene Ontology annotation, molecular function: choline:sodium symporter activity.